Molecule: messenger RNA, 1469 nt
Organism: Acanthopagrus latus (yellowfin seabream)
Lineage: Eukaryota; Metazoa; Chordata; Actinopteri; Spariformes; Sparidae
Gene: pop7
Product: POP7 homolog, ribonuclease P/MRP subunit
Exons: 2
Coding region: 153-662 (169 amino acids)
Biological process (GO): tRNA 5'-leader removal
Cellular component (GO): ribonuclease MRP complex; nucleus; nucleolar ribonuclease P complex
Molecular function (GO): nucleic acid binding
Source: RefSeq, a predicted model, not a curated record
CUGACCGCGGCAGUAUUUUCCCUGAUAACGUUUCUACUUCCGGGUCACACAGAAAAUAAACAGCUAGCUUGGCUAGAGCGAAUGCAGCUUGUACCCCAAACGUCAGCGAUGAGAUAAAAAACAAAAACAAAACUGUAACUCGAAAAUAUCUCAUGAGGCUUCCUCUUCUGACUCUAGCUGCUAAGCACAUAUAUCCACUGAGAAACAUGACAGAGCCACGCAACCCAGGAAUGUCCUCCAUCCCUCAGACGGCUCCGGUGCACACUGACUCCACAUCUCCGGCUGUAGAGAUGGACCCGGUGGAGUACACCCUUAGGAAGCGCCUCCCCCGGAAACUCCCAAAGAGAAGGAACGACGUCUACGUCAACAUGAAGACUGAUUUCCGGGCUCAGCUGGCACGCUGUCAGAAGCUUCUGGAAAGUGGGGGUCACAGGGAGAUCUGUGUCCAUGGCCUGGGCCUGGCCAUCAACAGGGCUAUCAACAUCGCCCUUCAGCUGCAGGCCAGCAGCCAGGGGGCGCUGCAACUGGCAGCCAACACCUCCACUGUGGAGCUUGUGGACGAUCUGGAGCCUGAAGAUCCCGAUGAAGCCGGGGAGCCUAUGACGCGUACACGCAACAACUCUGCCAUUCAUAUCAAGGUUUUCUACCCUGACCCCCAGUGACCAGAAAAGGGGUGCGUUCAUUCGGAGUUCUCUGUUAGUCUUCAACUCUGAUUUGCUCCCCCAUAAACCAGUAGACAGAUAUGUGGGACUGUGGGUCUAAAGGCCUUUGCAGCACUACAGGACUGCAAAAUGGAGCGGAUAACAUACAGUAUGGUGGCUGUAUGUUCAUCAUUGAACUGUGUGGGAGUGCUCCAAUUUGAACCUUAGUUGACUGAUUACAUUAUGCUCUUUUGUCAUGUGUUUCAUUUGCAAAUUGUAACCAUUGUUAUUUUUCACAUUGCAUGUCUUGAAGCAACAGUGGUGUGCCAAGCAAAACCUCAGUGUAAUUGAAUAAUUGUAGACGUGUGCUUAUGCUAAAUCUGUCUUUAACUUUAAGGCCAUAAUGUUCUGUGUGAGUGUUUACAGUUUCAUGUCUGUAUGAUCUUUAAGAUACAAAUAAUCUGAAAGGCUGAGGUAUCCUAAGUUUAUAUUUCAUGGUGAUGUUGUUGUGGCAAAUGUCCACUAGAUGUCAGUAGUGUAUUUCAUUUUGGUUUCAAAUCCUUGAACUGCAAGUGGUGUGUAUGUUCAAAAUGAAAAUGUAAUGGAGAGCUAUCAGAAGGAUAAUGUAUUUGUCUUGACAAAAAUAAAAUCGUAAGGAAUGUAUCUUUAACUAUCACCAAUGCAUCGAGUUCAGGACAGUUGAUCAGGAUGUUACUUGAAUGACAUUAAGACCAGUUAGGUCUGUGGUAGCAGCUUGUAUUCAUCUGAAGUGCAGAAGCUUGUUAACUCCACUGAUUUGAACAAGACAAAUAUAAUGAAUGAAAUGGA